Quercus lobata is the source of this 1254-nucleotide messenger RNA. RefSeq lists its product as uncharacterized. Lineage: Eukaryota; Viridiplantae; Streptophyta; Magnoliopsida; Fagales; Fagaceae. The transcript is spliced from 2 exons. Bases 1 to 1254 code for a protein of 417 amino acids. The record is from RefSeq and is a predicted model, not a curated record. Gene Ontology annotation, molecular function: RNA-DNA hybrid ribonuclease activity; nucleic acid binding.
AUGGUGACUCACAGAGGCAUUGAGGCUAACCCCGACCAAAUAAGAGCCAUCCAUAACUUGCAGCCUCCUCGGAACCCUAAAGAAGUCCAGAAGCUUACUGGUAUGAUAUCAGCUUUAAACCGUUUCAUCUCGCGCUCAGUAGAUAGAUGCAAGCCAUUCUUUCUCCUAUUACACAAGUGGAAAGGAUUUGAGUGGAAUGAAGACUGCGCUGUAGCUUUCCAACAAUUAAAGGAGUACCUCGCCCGACCACCAAUUAUGUUCAGUCCAAAUGCCGACGAGGUUUUGUUUGCCUACAUUGCGGUAGCCUCACAUGCGGUGAGCUUGGUGCUAAUCCGAGAAGACAACGGCACACAGCGACCGGUCUAUUACGUUAGUAAAUCACUACAGGAGGCAGAAACACGUUAUCUUCCCCUCGAGAAGGCUAUCUUGGCUGUCGUCGCCGAUUACACAAGCAGAAUUGCAAAGUGGGGAACGAUCUUGGGUGCUUUCGAUAUUAGGUACAUGCCUCGUACUGCUGUAAAGGGCCAGGUCCUUGCCGACCUAAUAGCAGAGUUUGCAGAGCCCAUGCUAGAGGAACAAAACGUGGCGGGACCUCUAGGGGCUGAUGAGAAGAUGAUCAGCAUGGUCUCCCAGCAUGAAAACACCUGGUGGAAAGCGCACGUUGAUGGCGCAGCGAACCAAAGGGGCUCAGGGUUAGGACUUGUCCUGCUCUCACCUGAAGGGAUAACCAUAGAGAAGUCAUUGAGACUCGGGUUUGCAGCCACGAAUAACGAAGCCGAAUAUGAGGCGCUAUUGGAAGGAAUGGGAAUGAUCCGGAAGUUGGGGGGAAAAUCCAUAGACAUGUUCUCGGAUUCAAGACUUAUUGUGGGGCAGAUAAAUGGGGACAUGGAAGCAAAGGACGAAAGAAUGCAAGAGUAUCUAGUUCGGGUUAAGCACCUGCAGACCCAAUUUCAUCACUUCCGCCUGACGCAUGUACCCAGAAGUGGGAACACUCAUGCUGAUUCUCUCGCGACGUUGGCUACCUCCUCGGCUCAACCCCUACCCCGAGUCAUUCUGGUAGAAGAGGUCCUCCGUCCAUCAACAGAAAAGGCAAAUGGGAUUGGAAUACAUAACAUCAGGGCAGGACCGAGCUGGAUGGACCCUAUCGUUCUGUACUUAAAGCAUGACACAUUGCCAGACGAUAAGGUUGAGGCUGGCAAAAUCAGGAGAAAGGCUACUCGAUUCUGGUUAUCGGAGGACUGCCAGCCCUUAUAG